AUGAUGGCCUCAAGACGAAGUCUUCAAGUCCAGCCAGACUACGCCUAUGGAAAUGCAGUUCUGGAUACCUCCAGAAGCCCCAUUCCAACGACCUCUUCCACACCACUCAUCCACUCGGAUGCGAUGUACACUCCUACUGGCUACACUAUCGGAGCAUCCUCUGCCGUCUACGGAUCCGCUGGACCCAGUUACGAUUCUUACACCGGGCAAACCUCAAGUUGGGAACCUCAAGGAAGGAUCUCAUCCGAGGGGGCUUAUAUGGAUGAGUAUGUUGCACCCCCGAGUCCAACGGAUUACGUGCUUGAGCCUUCAAGCAAGUCUGCUGGCAAGUCUAAGAGCGAAGCGAAGGGGCACCAGCAAAGACGUCCGUCAAACAGGGAUGAAUUUGACGGACCGCACCAAUAUAUUCCGAGGCCAUCACCAGAAUACAUUGCCCAACAGGAGAGAGAACUGCCCCACCUGCCAACCAAUCUCGUCGUCCACGAGCAGGAUAGUAUCCUUACCCGAGUCAAUGACCGGCUGUCUCAAUGUGCCUUCGACUUCGUGGCGAAGUACCAGUUCCCGAUCCCUCUAGCCAAUGGGGAGAUGCGGCCAGUGGAAAGACCCCAAGACCGGGAGUGGACUGAGUGGGUAUAUCUCUUGAAACGUCUCGCUACCAAGCGACGGAUACCAGCCAGGGUGUUGUACAAUGGCCAGAUCAAACAGUUCAUCACCAUUUUGGAGAACUCCCUCGAGAUGCGGCAUGCCGCCAAACACCAAUCCCGACCCCUCAAGGACGACAGGAACAUACUUCAACUCAUCUCUGCUGGCAUCCAGGUCGCCAAACUGUUACGGGAUGCGGAUGCAAUGAGCUAUAUGGACCAAUUAUACCUUGCAACGGAGAACACAAUCAAUUCGAGAAGUUCU
Hyaloscypha bicolor E is the source of this 906-nucleotide messenger RNA. RefSeq lists its product as uncharacterized. The transcript has 2 exons. NCBI's taxonomy places the organism in Eukaryota, Fungi, Ascomycota, Leotiomycetes, Helotiales, Hyaloscyphaceae. The annotation marks the transcript as partial. The record is from RefSeq and is a predicted model, not a curated record.